UUUCCCUCCCAGAAGCCCGCGGGCGGCUCGGAGCGCGGUUCGUAUCAUGGCCGCGGGAGCCGGGACUGCGGGCUCCGCUUCCGGCGCGGGCGUCGUGCGUGACCCGGCGGCGUCACAGCCGAGGAAGCGGCCGAGCAGGGAGGGCGGGGAGGGUGCGCGACGGUCGGACGCGAUGGCGGGAGGAGGCGGGAGCGGCGAUGGCAGCGGGAGGGCUGGAGGCCGGCGGGCGUCCCGUAGUAGCGGGCGGGCUCGGCGGGGACGCCACGAGUCGGGGCUGGGGGGCGCGGCGGAGCGAGGCGCGGGGGAGGCCAGGCUGGAGGAGGCGGUCAACCGCUGGGUGCUCAAGUUCUACUUCCACGAGGCGCUGCGGGCCUUUCGGAGUAGCCGGUACGCGGACUUCAGGCAGAUCCGGGACAUCAUGCAGGCUUUGCUUGUCAGGCCCUUGGGGAAGGAGCAUACGGUGUCCCGGUUGCUGCGGGUUAUGCAGUGUCUGUCGCGCAUUGAAGAAGGGGAAAAUUUAGACUGUUCCUUUGAUAUGGAGGCUGAGCUCACGCCAUUGGAAUCAGCUAUGAAUGUGCUGGAGAUGAUUAAAACGGAAUUUACACUGACAGAAGCAGUGGUCGAAUCCAGUAGAAAACUGGUCAAGGAAGCUGCUGUCAUUAUUUGUAUCAAAAACAAAGAAUUUGAAAAGGCUUCAAAAAUUUUGAAAAAACAUAUGUCAAAGGACCCUUCAACUCAGAAGCUCAGAAGUGAUCUCCUGAACAUUAUCCGAGAAAAGAACUUGGCCCACCCUGUUAUCCAGAACUUCUCCUACGAGACCUUCCAGCAGAAGAUGCUGCGCUUCCUGGAGAGCCACCUGGAUGACACGGAGCCCUACCUCCUCACGAUGGCCAAAAAGGCCUUGAGAUCUGAGGCUGCGAGCUCAAGUGCAGGAAAGGAAGACAAGCAGCCAGCGCGAGAGCCUGUGGAGAAGCCGCCCAGGGAGCCCGCGAGGCAGCUACAGAGUACUCCGACUACCAUUGGAAUUAGGACUCUGAAGGCAGCUUUCAAGGCUCUGUCCGGUGCCCAGGAUUCUGAGGCGACCUUCUCGAAACUGGACCAGAAGGAUCUGGUCCUUCCUAACCAAGCACCCCCAUCAUCGCCAGCCCUCAAAGCCAAGAGACCCAGAAAAGAUGAAAAUGAAAACUCAGCCCCAGCUGAGGCUGAGGGCGGCUCGGAACUGCAGCCCAAGAACAAGCGCAUGACAAUAAGCAGAUUGAUUUUGGAGGAGGACAGCCAGAGUACUGAACCCGACACAGGCCUCAGCUCCUCCCCAGAGGCUGCGUCCAAGCCUGCUGCUCUCGGUCAAGCCUGCCCCGGGGAGAAGAAUCCCAAAGUAUCCAAAGGCAAGUGGAACAGCUCUAAUGGGGUCGAAGAAAAAGACACUUGGAUCGGAGAGGAUGAACUGUUUCACGUCCAGGGAGCAACAGGUGAAGACAGUACAUCGAGUGUAGGAAGAAAGCAGAAAUGGACGGUAGAAGAAAGUGAAUGGGUCAAAGCUGGAGUGCAGAAAUACGGGGAAGGAAACUGGGCUGCCAUCUCUAAGAGUUACCCCUUCGUUAACCGAACAGCGGUGAUGAUCAAGGAUCGCUGGCGGACCAUGAAAAAGCUCGGCAUGAACUGAAACUGGCUUUCAUUUCAAAGGAAUUCACAGGAGCAUGGUUCCUGAUCAUAGUCCCUGGUAGUCCGCUGGUUCUUCCCGACGCUGGGAUGGGAUGAAAUGUGGGGAUCGGCCUCCUUCCGUGUCGGGGAGCUCCCAGGGCCGCCUCAUCACUGUCGGAGAUCAUGGAGCUGAGAACUAAGACGCCAAGCCAAGCCCGUCCCAUGUCCUUGGCAGAGAUGACAGGCACACAGCUUGUACAGUGCCAGAAUAUCAUUAGUGUUCCCCUCCUGUAGUGAUUUGCCGAAAUUUACAUCUCCAGUAAUCUGUAGAACCUUCUCCUAAGAAGUGGUGGGGUCUGUUAGGGUCCACUUCCUUUUCCAUGACCUGUGAAAACCAGCAUCAUGAGCAUUACCUGGAGUGAACUCGUUCCCUGUAAAGUUCUGGCCUUCUGGCACAAAUGCAAAGCGACUCUUCUAUUACGAGCCCAAGUUGAGCGAACAGUCUCUGUGGAAUCCGGUUCCUUUUAGAGUGUUUUCCCACCCGUGACAUCAGCCCUAGAGCUGACUGCCUUGGCCUUUGCCCUGAACACAUGCUGGGCUCCUCCGGCAGGUUUAACCUCCGCUUCUCACGUGGUUGAACCAGUGUGUUUUUUGGUAAAAUUGUGAUUGUAGAUAAGCUUAGCCCCGUCCAAGCCCCUCCCCUAACUCCCUUCUUGAUUUUCUUCCUUAUGCUGGACUUUUAAAGCUUAAAAAAGAUCCUGACUGAAUAUCAAUGCCUAAUCCAUUCUUUGUGAAACAGUUGCUUCCGCCUGAUUCCUUAAUUGUGCUGUGUUCGUGUCUUGCACUGGAAUUCAACAUUCCCUGCUCCUUUUGUACCGUGUUGUACUUGCUGUCUCUCAGACAUCCUUAAAGACUGUCUUUUUAGCAGAAAAUUUCAGUAAAGUGUUUUCUGUAAUUUUUUUUUUAAAUAUGGGAA
Molecule: messenger RNA, 2617 nt
Organism: Chinchilla lanigera (long-tailed chinchilla)
Lineage: Eukaryota; Metazoa; Chordata; Mammalia; Rodentia; Chinchillidae
Gene: Terf2
Product: telomeric repeat binding factor 2
Exons: 10
Coding region: 47-1663 (538 amino acids)
Biological process (GO): telomeric loop formation; protection from non-homologous end joining at telomere; negative regulation of telomere maintenance via recombination
Cellular component (GO): shelterin complex; nucleus; chromosome, telomeric region
Molecular function (GO): double-stranded telomeric DNA binding; telomerase activity; G-rich strand telomeric DNA binding
Source: RefSeq, a predicted model, not a curated record